This is a messenger RNA of Malurus melanocephalus (red-backed fairy wren), 1821 nucleotides long. RefSeq names its product MPN domain containing (gene MPND). Gene Ontology annotation, biological process: double-strand break repair. Bases 55 to 1395 code for a protein of 446 amino acids. Gene Ontology annotation, cellular component: BRCA1-A complex; BRISC complex. NCBI's taxonomy places the organism in Eukaryota, Metazoa, Chordata, Aves, Passeriformes, Maluridae. Gene Ontology annotation, molecular function: polyubiquitin modification-dependent protein binding; metallopeptidase activity. The record is from RefSeq and is a predicted model, not a curated record. The transcript has 13 exons.
GCCGCCGCGCGCACCGGGGGGAGGCGGGAGCGGCGGGAGCGGCGGGAGCGGAGCAUGGCAGCGCUGGCGGCCGCCUCCCCCGGCGGGGACGAGUGCCUGGAGGAGGACGAGGACGAGCUGGAGCCGGGGCUGGACGAGGCGGAGGCCGAGCCGGAGGGCAAGAAGUUCGUGGGCGACCUGGGCUCGGACGGGACCAUCACGUGGCAGGAGACGGGGCAAGUGUUCAACUCGCCCAGUGCCUGGGCCACGCACUGCAAGCGCCUGGUGAACCCCGCCAAGAAGUCGGGCUGCGGCUGGGCCUCCGUGCGCUACAAGGGCCAGAAGCUGGACCAGUACAAAGCCGCGUGGCUGCGAAAGCACCAGCCCAACGUGCCACCGCCCCCCGAGGAGAGCUUGGCCAGCGAGGGCGAGGAGGAGGAGCUGCCCGAGGAGGAGGAGGAGGAGGCGGCCAGGGAGGGUCGGGUGGCGGUGCCGGAGCCGGCGGCUCCUAAAAAACCGGAGGAGAGGAGCAAGAAGCAGCAAGGCAAAGGCGUGGUGGAGCCGGCGGGGACGGACGGCGGCGCCGCGGGGAAAAGGCUGGAGAUCAAACCGCGGGUUCCUGUGCGCUACUGCACCCUGGGGACCCGCGACUCGGCCAGGAACCCCCAGACCCUGGUGGAGGUGACGUCCUUUGCUGCCAUCAACAAAUUCCAGCCCUUCAACGUGGCCAUCUCCAGCAACGUCCUGCUGCUCCUGGAUUUCCACAGCCACCUGACGCGGAGCGAAGUGGUGGGGUACCUGGGGGGACGCUGGGACACCAACACUCAGCUGCUGACGGUGCUCCGAGCAUUCCCGUGCCGGACCCGCCUGGGCGAUGCCGAAGCCGCGGGUGCCGUGGAGGAGGAGAUCUGCCAGAGCCUGUUCCUGCGGGGGCUGUCGCUGGUGGGGUGGUACCACAGCCACCCGUUCGGGCCGGCGCUGCCGUCCCUGCACGACAUCGACGCGCAGAUGGAUUAUCAGCUCAAACUGCAGGGCAGCGGCAACGGCUUCCAGCCCUGCCUGGGGCUCAUCUGCGGGCCCUUCUACCCCGGCAACCCCGGCGUGGAGUCCAAAAUCGCGCCCUUCUGGGUGAUGCCGCCGCCGGAGCAACGGCCCAACGAUUACGGCAUCCCCAUGGACGUGGAGGUCACCUACAUCCAGGACGGCUUCCUGACCAACGACGUGGUGCAGGAGAUGACGCUGCUGGUGGAGUUCUAUAGGGGCGCCCCCGACCUGGUGAAGUUCCAGGAGYUGUGGAGUCAGGAUCAGACCUACCUGGACAAGCUGAAGGGCUCCCUGGCCUCCCGCACCCCCAAGGACCAGAGCUUCACUCACGUCCUGGAGCAGAUCUUCAGCCUCCUCAAGCUGAGCGGGUGAGGGCCGGCGGCUCCCUCCAUCGGACCAGGUGCCUCCCGCAGCCCGGGCGGGGCUCGGCAGCCCCGGGGCUCACUCGGAGCCGGCCCGGGGCAGCUCCCGGAGCUCCCGAGGGCGCCGUGCCCGGCCGUGCCCCGCGCUGGCAGCUGGGGCGCUCUCUCCGGGGCAGCGGUUUGUGGAAGCGGUAGUUUGAUUAAAAGAGCAGUUCCUGAGAGGCGGCCGAGUGUGGCUGCGAUGGCUGGGGACACCCAGGGCUGGGGACACCUGGAUCGGUGACACCCCGGGACAUCCCGGCUUGGGGACACCCAGAGCUCAGCCUGAUGGAAUGGGGGUGGAAUUCCUCCCUGGGAGGGUGUGAAUUUGGGUGCCCAGAGCAGCUGUGGCUGACCUUGGAUCCCUGGCAGUGCCCAAGGCCAGGGUGGACAGAGC